Molecule: messenger RNA, 3347 nt
Organism: Toxorhynchites rutilus septentrionalis
Lineage: Eukaryota; Metazoa; Arthropoda; Insecta; Diptera; Culicidae
Product: serine/threonine-protein kinase 32B
Exons: 11
Coding region: 1289-2713 (474 amino acids)
Biological process (GO): G protein-coupled receptor signaling pathway; regulation of signal transduction; protein phosphorylation
Molecular function (GO): G protein-coupled receptor binding; G protein-coupled receptor kinase activity; ATP binding
Source: RefSeq, a predicted model, not a curated record
GUUGGUCGGUUCGAAAGUUGGUUGGUCGGUUUGUUGGUUGGGUUCCCGUUGACACAAUCCACCGGGCGUCACCAUUAUUUCGGUGGAGCAGCCGAAUACGAUGAGGAUCAUUCGCUUGUUGCACGCGACCGCGAGUGGACGUGUUUUGGUGGAUGAUGUGAUUGUGAUUGGCGAAUACGAAUAGACGCGUGCGAAGCGAGCGAACGCGUUUCUGUGCGUGCUUCCGGUUACCGGAAAGUGGAGGAGAGAUACGCACAUGUGCACAAAUACAUCGCGGGGGAGGAUAUAAACGGAUCGUUUUAUGAUUUAUGCUACACCCCCAGGAGACACUUAUUGGGUUGCCGGCGGGAACGUGUAAUGUGUGGAAGUGGUAAUUAACGCGGGCUGCGAUUUGAAAAGAGUCGACUCAUAACAAUGCCAUUUUUCUCGCGCUAAUGUGACGUGAAACCCGCUAAUGCAACCCGCUGUGGAAAUAUUCGCGUAGCGGAAGGAGAAGCUGCCAUAAUGAACUCAUCCCCGGGGUGUGUGUGCUGUUUGCUUCCAUUCUUUCAUUAGGAUUGGAACCGGGAAAAAGGGUGGGGGAGGAUUUCGGUGACUUACUAAGCGUGUGUUACUAACCGGUGUGUUCCGCAAACGAAAACGUGAAAAAAGCCAGUGAUUGAUUGCUGUGAUAUGUCGGCUGGGAGGCGCGAUUGGGACAUGAUAUCGCAUUCUUCCGCUGAUGUUAGACUUUUAUUCAAUCACGCGAGCAGAUUCCUGUCAACCCUGAUUGAUUAGUGCAAUUAAUAUACAGAAGUGGAAGUGCUAUUCGGAGGGAUGGAUUAAUUUUGCACAUCAUAAAUGUGGGCAUCAAAGUGUCUUCGGAGGGUGACAAAAUCGAACGAAAUAGCGGACACAUUGAUGGAGUAGGGUCUCGGUCUAGGAAAUCACAUAUUUAUUCAUCUGGUCUCGAGUGUCUGUCUCAUAUUCAAGCUAUAGAAAUAAACUCCGUGAAGUGAAAGAGUUCAUUCCCGUUUAUAAGAGACAUGUCAGCUGCAUAGUUUCGGGCGUUUAAACGUUAUGUCGGUUGCAUAAUUUCGGACGUUUGAACGUUAUGCAGUGUUGGCAUGAAAUUUAAUUAAAUUUUUCACAGUGACUCAAAGUGAUACAACAGAGAUGGAGAGUCGAAUGUCGAAUUUUGUGCUUUCAGCGAUUGGCAGUGACACGGUGCGUAAUUUGCCAGUUUAACAAAUUGACGUUCAUUUGAAGUUGCGCGACGAUCUGUGAAGAGCGGAAAAACGUCUCUGCAAUGGGUGUCAAUUCGUCACGUCAUGACGUGAGCCUGCUCUCGGAUGAGGACGUGAAUUUCGACCACUUCCAAAUCCUGCGGAACAUUGGCAAAGGCAGCUUCGGAAAGGUCUGCAUCGUCCAGAAGCGUGACAGCGGGAGUCUCUUCGCUAUGAAAUACGUCAGUCGGAAUGCCUGCAUCGGUCGGGGAGCCCUCGGCGGAGUACUCAAGGAGGUGGAGCUCUUGGCAUCGCUGGAGCAUCCGUUCCUGGUUAAUCUGUGGUUCUCAUUCCAAGACGAGGAGGACCUAUUUAUGGUUUGCGAUCUGCUGGCCGGAGGCGAUUUGCGUUAUCACCUGAACCAUCAGGUGCAGUUCUCGGAAGCCAGCGUUGCCUUAAUGGUGUGUGAAAUCGGUUCUGCACUGGAUUACUUGCAGAAGCAUCGAGUCCUGCACAGGGAUAUCAAACCGGAUAACAUUCUGCUGGAUGAGGAAGGACACGCACAUCUCACCGACUUCAACAUCGCAACCCGGCUGCCACCGGAUGGGUUGGCCUGCAGUAUGUCUGGCACCAAGCCCUACAUGGCUCCGGAGGUAUUUAUGUGUGCCUUAGAGGAGAUUGCCGGCUACAGCUACCCGGUGGACUGGUGGUCCCUCGGCGUCGUGGCGUACGAGAUGCGCUCCGGAAUGCGCCCGUUUGUGGUGCACUCGGCGACGCCACUGGUCGAGGUGAAGAACGUUCUCAACACCCAGCCGCACUAUCCACGCCACUGGGGGGACAACUUUAUCGAUCUGCUCGGCAAGCUUCUCAGCGUCCAUCCGGGGGCCCGCAUCAGCAGCCAGCGGGAGCUGCAGCAGACGAAGCUGCUCCGGGGCACCAACUUCGAGCGGAUUCUCGACAAGAAAACCAACCCCCCCUUCAAACCCUCGAAGGACCACCUGAACUGCGAUCCCAGCCUGGAGCUGGAGGAGAUGAUCAUCGAGACGAAACCACUGCACAAAAAGAAGAAACGGCUGGCGAAGCAACGCUCGGUCCACCGUCGGGACAACCCAAACCAGCCCCAGCAGGAUCAGCUAAGUCAGCUGGAUCGACGGUUGCUGGAGGAGUUUCUGGUGUACAACCGGUUCAAGGAGCAGAAACGGAAAGCGAUGGAACUGAAGGAGUCCGAGUGGCAACAGGAGUUGGAUGAGGCGAUGGCUAGCUCCGAAGCUGUGGUCGGGUCGGAAUCCAAGGAAGCCCUGCGGCUGGACACGAUCAGUGAGGGGAAGAACGAUGAAGGGGAAGAGGUGCCGGAGAAGCCUAACCCACUCACAUCUGAUGAGAAUAGUCACGACAUUAGCAACAACAAUAACAACAAUGUUAAAGGGAACGAUCCGGAAAAGGAACAGCAGCAGGCGGACAGUUUGGACUACAUUGAUCGUACGCCUUCCCCAAAGCCGAGCAUUUAGUGACAUUUAGUUCCUAUCCCGAUCAAUUAACGUUUGUUUGCCUGAAAACAGGCGUUCCGACAGCUUCUUGUGAUACAUAAAGACGUUUAUGGGUUAAUGCAUUGUUACAGAAAACUUUAAAGAUCCAACAGUUCCAAACUUCUCAUUUUGUGUCUAUUAUCCUUCACUUAACCAUAUUGGCAGAGUUAAGACGAUGAACGAGACUGAGAAUGUAAGUCAUAGGGCAAUCACAGUAGGCGUGGUGAGUGGAAAGCACAGAAACAAAUACAAGUCAAAAACACCAUUGUGAAUACAACUAAAUCUAAGUAGGCACCGACCCCCCAACCGUUCUCUCGGUGGGGAAGAAAUCCAAACAAUCAAUCAAUCUCCUUUAUCCGCGCUAGUCACCGCACCAAGAGGCGGAAGCUUACUAUCGUAGUGAAUUAUAUACAAAAAUUUAAUUAUAUUUAUCACAGAAAAAAGGUAAAUGGUGAAGUAGAUGAACAGGCAAAUAAUAGCAAAUCUUAGAGGAAGCACGUAGUCAAAGGCGUACUUAGUAUUCACGGCGCUCUCCUGAGGAUGAAAGUAUUCGAUUCGGUGAAGUGAUUUGUCAAUUUUCCCAGAAAGUGGAAUAAAAUCGAUUUAGGAUAGAUAA